AUGGUUAUCAACACUGGGUUAGACUUGCAGGUUUCUACGUGUAUUAGUCGCACUCUCAACCUGUACCCAUCGCAGCUGGCGUUUUUUCAGAGAGUUCAAGGCCUUGUAGAAUAUAUAAUCACCUACUGUGGUUGUAAUCAUCACACAGUUUCUCAUGGUGUACUCAUAUAUUCAGCAACAUGCCUUGGACAAAUAUUACGCAAAUCUGUUGCUUUCCUGCAAGUGGAGCUCUCACUCAAAGCAGAAGAGAAAAACUGUCUAGAUCUAGUUGAAAUAGAUGAUGUGCUGCAACUCAUCGAAAACCAGCUGGAGGUUAUAAGUGCGGAAAAGGAUGGAUACCUACUGCACUCUGUCAUGAAGCUCUUGGUUUGCUGCGUAGGAGAUGGGCCCUUCACUCCCGCGCAGAAGUUCAAGCUGGAAGACUUCAGGAAGACGUUAAGGCUGUAG
This is a messenger RNA of Penaeus vannamei (Pacific white shrimp), 447 nucleotides long. NCBI's taxonomy places the organism in Eukaryota, Metazoa, Arthropoda, Malacostraca, Decapoda, Penaeidae. The record is from RefSeq and is a predicted model, not a curated record.